GAUAACAUACUGACUCCUGCAGAGCUCCAUGAUGUUUAAUCUGAAGGAUGAACAAUCCCCAAAACGUCGACCCUUGACCUUCAGUGUUUUGGUUUUCCAUCACGCUGCUGUCCUGCUUCUGCUGAUAAACUGCUGUAAAGGUCAGUCUCAGGUAAUCAGCCCACGUCUGCCAAUAGUAGCAGUAGCUGGUGAUGACAUCAUUUUGCCAUGUCACAUCAAACCUGCCAUGGAUGUUGCUUUCACGACUGUGGAGUGGACGAGACCUGACCUGAAACCCAGAUUUGUCCAUGUGUGGCGUUCUGGUCAAGAACUUCUAGAUGAUCAGCAUCCAUUGUACAAGGGAAGAACUUCACUGUUCACCAACAAACUGAAGUCAGGAGACAUUUCACUACAACUCUCCAAAGUGAAACAGUCUGAUAAGGGAACAUACAGGUGCUUUGUUCCCAUGUUGAAUAAAGACUCUACUGUUGAGCUUGUCUUUGGUUCUGUCUCCUCACCUGAAAUAGACAUUUACAAAGCCAGCAAUGGAUUUCUGUUAGAGUGUAAAUGUAAUGGCUGGUAUCCAGAGCCUGAGGUGUUGUGGCUGGACGCUGAGGGAAACCUCCUCUCUGCUGGACCUACAGAGACAGUCAGAGGUCCUGAUGACCUCUAUACUGUCAGCAGCAGAGUGACUGUGGAGAAGAGACACAGCAACAGCUUCACCUGUAGAGUCCAACAGAAGAACACCAACCAGACCAGAGAGACACACAUCAGUCUAUCAGCUGAUCUCUUUAAGGCCCAGUCUAGUUCUGCUAUUCGCAUUUCCAUCUGCUUGGCUGUGUGCAUCGUGGCUGUUGUUGCAGUUGUAGUUGCUCUGUGGAAAUGGGGACGAAACAAAAAAACCACGGACCCCAGCACAGAACUUCAGCUUCUGAUGGAGGGAGAUGAAGACAGACAGAAGCCCAGGACCGAAAGAGAGAAAAUUGUGUUUCUGGACAAGACCAAAGUAAAACUUGAAGAGGACUUACAGAACAAUGAGGGAGAACUGCAACAUGUACAACAGGUGAUAACAACGCUGAUGGACCAGAAGAAAGAUCUGAAGAACCAGAGAGAGAAACUCACCUCACAACAGCAGGAGAACAAGACAAAGAUAGAAGAGUACAAGAAGAAGAAAACCCCAAAAACAGACAAAGACAACAAAAUGAGGAAGCGUGAAAUAACCCUACAUAAUCUGGAGAAGAGGGAGAACGAACACAAGGAACUGUUACAGAACACAGAGAAACUACUGGAGUCAACAGAGGAGAUGAUUAAUAAAAUGACAGAAAGGAAAGGGAAACUAGAGAGAGAUAAGGAAAAACUAAAUAAACUCCUGAAAGAGACUGAAAGAGAGAGAGAGGAGAUUGAGAAGAAACUUCAGUCCGAGCAGUCUGAGAGAGAAGAGGAAAUAAAUCAUCCAAUGAUGACGGCAUGAACAUUUAUAAUAUUGUAUAUGUUCAUUUUUGAUCUCUAGUCAUUCAGUAAUUUACCUGGUUGCUGAAUGAACUUGAAAUUCAGUUUAAAGCUCCAAGUGUGUUCAUUCUAUAGAACUUUUAUCUCACCAUUGUGUUGCAUGGUGUUUGCUUGUUUUAAAUACAUUGUGCUAUAAUUAUAAUUAUAUUAUAAUUAUCCUUUUCUUUAUUCGUUGUCAAUUCUAUGAAGCUGUACUUCCCUGACAUAAACAAUACUUUGUAUAUUAUGUGUGAUUAAAUAAUCAAGUAUCAUUUAAGGUUCAUUAUGUCAGCACUUACUGAGAUCAGAGUUAACUCUGCUCUCUGGCCAUGAGAUCAGCUCACAGACAUCUGAUGAUCUGCUUUCCAAAAAAACAUUUUUUUAGUCUUAGUUACUGAUGUUUUAUAGUUGAGAA
Molecule: messenger RNA, 1882 nt
Organism: Anoplopoma fimbria (sablefish)
Lineage: Eukaryota; Metazoa; Chordata; Actinopteri; Perciformes; Anoplopomatidae
Product: butyrophilin subfamily 3 member A2-like
Exons: 6
Coding region: 29-1450 (473 amino acids)
Source: RefSeq, a predicted model, not a curated record